This is a messenger RNA of Alternaria ventricosa, 1671 nucleotides long. RefSeq lists its product as uncharacterized. Gene Ontology annotation, molecular function: transmembrane transporter activity. The record is from RefSeq and is a predicted model, not a curated record. Gene Ontology annotation, cellular component: membrane. The transcript has 4 exons. NCBI's taxonomy places the organism in Eukaryota, Fungi, Ascomycota, Dothideomycetes, Pleosporales, Pleosporaceae. Gene Ontology annotation, biological process: transmembrane transport. Bases 1 to 1671 code for a protein of 556 amino acids.
AUGACGACUUCCCAGCACCGGAACCACUCCGUCGCGGAAGAACCGGUGACAUCUGUUCUUCCAGAUGGCGACAUACCUUACGAUCCCACGCAUUCUCUCAAUCCGGAUGAAGAAGUUCUAGCGGCUCUUGGAUACAAAUCGGAGUUCAAGAGAGAGUUUUCGCUAUUCACCACGUUCUGUGUCAGUUUUGCGGUUCUGGGUCUACUGCCUAGUUUCGCGUCUACGCUUUACUAUGGCAUGGGCUAUGCGGGAACCGCCGGAAUGACUUGGGGCUGGAUCGUGGCCAUGGUCGGUAUUCAAUGUGUGGCUAUGAGCAUGGCAGAGCUGUGUAGUAGCAUGCCUACGAGCGGAGGUCUAUACUAUGCUUCUGCUGUCUUAGCACCACCCGGCUGGGGACCUUUUGCUGCGUGGCUUACCGGCUGGAGUAACUGGCUGGCCCAGAUCACGGCGGCACCGUCCGGCAAUAUCAAUGACCCGUCUUACGUCCCCACGGAUUAUCAGACUUUCCUGUUGACGGUCUUCAUCAUGAUUCUUCAUGCGAUCCUUUCCUCUAUGCCGACACGUUGGCUUGCACAGUUCAACUCCGCCGGUUCCACGUUCAACUUCAUUGCGUUGAUUGUGGUCAUCAUAAUGAUCCCAGCUGGUACAGACCGUACAGAGCGCGGUCUACCCCGUUUUGCCCCAUCGAGCGAGGUCUGGGGCACAAUCUAUGAAGGCACAUCCUUCCCAGCUGGUAUAUCAGUCCUGAUGUCCUUUAUCGGCGUCAUCUGGACCAUGUCAGGCUACGACUCACCAUUCCAUCUUGCGGAAGAAUGCUCCAACGCUAACCUGGCUUCUCCGCGCGCCAUUGUUCUGACAUCCGCUACUGGGGGCUUCUUUGGCUGGUUCCUUCAGCUUGUCGUGGCAUAUACUGUCGUUGAUAUCGACCUAGUCCUCGAGUCUGAGCUUGGGCAGCCCUUCGCUGCCUACCUGAUGCAAUGCAUGUCGCAGAAGAUGACGCUGGCCAUCCUUGCGCUCACUAUUAUUGCCGGCUUCAGCAUGGGUCAAGGAUGUAUGAUUGCGGCAAGCAGAGUAACAUUCGCGUACGCGCGUGAUGACUGCUUCCCGUUAUCCAAGUACUGGAAGAGGGUCAACAAGCACACGCAGACACCUGCAAAUGCCGUGUGGUUCAAUUGCGCAAUCGGCAUACUGUGCCUGCUGCUCAUAUUUGGUGGAGAGUUGGCCGUUGGGGCGCUCUUCUCGAUCGGUGCCAUCGCAGCUUUUGUCGCCUUUACCAUACCCAUUGCCAUCCGUGUCUUCUUCGUAGGCAACCGCUUUAGGCCGGGUCCUUGGAACUUGGGCAAGUACUCCAGCGCUAUUGGUAGCGUUGCAUGCAUCUUUGUCUUGCUCAUGAUACCUAUCUUGUGCUUCCCCAGCGUAACCGGACCGGACUUGACCGUAGCAGACAUGAACUGGACAUGUGUCGUUUACGGUGGUCCGAUGUUCUUAGUGACGAUUUGGUGGUUUGUUUCCGCACACAAGUGGUUCAAGGGCCCCAAGGUGAACAUCGAGCACAUGAUGCUUGGACGGGAAGAAGCCGUUCUGAUUGGACAGGGGUCAGUGGGCGAUGGUAAAGAUGGUGAUAACUCGUUGGGUGAUAUGAAAGGUCCGGAGGAGAUCACAAAGUCUUAA